Messenger RNA from Arachis stenosperma, 1335 nucleotides. RefSeq lists its product as uncharacterized. NCBI's taxonomy places the organism in Eukaryota, Viridiplantae, Streptophyta, Magnoliopsida, Fabales, Fabaceae. The record is from RefSeq and is a predicted model, not a curated record. Bases 1 to 1335 code for a protein of 444 amino acids. The transcript has a single exon.
AUGAUACGUUGUCCAUGUCCGAAGUGUGGUUUCCGCCUCUUACAAGAUAAGGAGGAUGCGUUCGAUCACUUGGUGAUCAACCCUUUCCCGUCUACUUACACAUUUUGGAUCCAUCACGGUGAGAGACGCGAGGUCGAGCCCUCUUCUGACGGACAAGAAGAUCAAUCUGAACAACAUUUCAACGCCCCGAUGCUUGAUAUGGUCCACGAUGCAUUCAACUUCUCAGGACUUCCCGGUCCCGAAGAAGACUCGGAGAAUGAAUCGGACGGCGGCGCUAUGGAUGAGUUGCCUAACUUAUACAAUGAACCUAGUCGAGAGACCCGCAACUUUCAUGACCUACUCGAAGACGGGGAGCAGGAGUUAUACUCAGGAUGUACAAAGUUUUCUAAGUUGUCUUUCUUGGUGAGGCUCUAUCACAAUAAGUCCAUGUGCGGAGUGAGCGAUAAAGCCUUCGAAAUGAUAUUGGAGUUGCUCGCGGACGCGUUUGAGCAUGCCCGGAUUCCAUCCACUGUGCACGAUGCCAAAAAAGUCAUAAGAAGACUCGGUCUCAAAUACAAGAAGAUAGAUGCAUGUCCAAAUGACUGCAUGCUAUACCAGGGCAACGACCAAGAGCUGACCAAAUGCAAGCAGUGUGGGACAUCAAGAUGGAAGCAUAAGACUAAGAAGAACUCUAGGGUAAGGAUCAAGACGGUUGUUAAGAAGAACGGCAAACCACAAGCGGCGAAGAUUCUUCGUUACUUCCCCCUUAUUCCACGAUUGCGGAGGUUAUAUAUGUCUAGUAAGACAGCCGUUGACAUGCUGUGGCAUAAGAAAGGUCCUAACUCUGAUGGUAUGUAUAGGCAUCCAAGGGAUGCCGAGGCAUGGAAGUCAUUUGACGUACGAUAUCUCGACUUCUCUCGUGAUCCACGUAGUGUUUGCUUAGCAUUAGCUAGCGAUGGCUUUAACCCUUUUGGGAACAUGAGCUCGAAGUACUCAAUUUGGCCAGUGGUUCUUAUCCCGUAUAACAUGCUGCCCUGGAUUUGCAUGAAACCCACUUCGUUCAUCCUCUCUAUGAUUAUUGCUGGUCCUAAAAUGCCUGGAAAUGACAUAGACGUGUACGUAGAGCCGUUGAUCAAUGAGUUGAAGCAAUUAUGGAGGGGUGUUGAAACUUAUGAUGCAGUCGAGAAAAAAACCUUCAAGAUGCAAGCUGUGUUGAUGUGGACAAUCAGUGAUUUUUCAGGCUUGGGGAACUUAUCUGGUGGAACACGUACGGUGGGAGAGCUUGUCCUGCGUGCAAUUUGGAUGCUGAAACUAACCGCCUUACACACAGCCAUAAAUGGUGUUUAUGUGUACUAA